This is a messenger RNA of Penicillium cataractarum, 2940 nucleotides long. RefSeq names its product IQ calmodulin-binding motif domain protein. The coding region runs from base 1 to 2940 and encodes 979 amino acids. The record is from RefSeq and is a predicted model, not a curated record. The transcript has a single exon. Lineage: Eukaryota; Fungi; Ascomycota; Eurotiomycetes; Eurotiales; Aspergillaceae.
AUGAUGCGUCGUAACUCCGACAUCGAGAUCCAACUCCCUGAUGCGGGGCCAACCCCCCUUUCUCCCGACUCCGUGAACGAACCUGACGUGGAAAUGACAUCCGAGGAACCGGCACCUCCGCUUACCCUCCCACCGCACAUCGCCGCUCGCUUCUACCGCCGAAACAGCAAGGUUCGGCGCUCCUCUGCGGCCUCUUCACGACGCAGUUCUAUUUCCUCGCUGCACUCACACCACUCCAACGCAUCUUCAAAUGGCUCCACGAGCACGGAUCAUAUUGCACAGCAUCUUCGGCGCACCUCUAUCCUCGAAUCCCGCAAAGCCCGACUAGCCGAUCGCGCACUACACGCCGAAAAGGUGCGGCUGCGCGCCGCCCUGGCAAAGGCAGCAACCAGAAAUUUGCAUAGCGAAGAGCGCGCUUUGGCAGCUCAACAAGCCCGGGAGCGUCUGCUGGCUGACAUUGCGGCCAAGUGCGAGGACCAAGUCAAGCGAGCCAAGAAGAAGGCCGAGGACCAGCGGGAGAAACAGGCCGCUGAACACGCACGUCUCCGGCUUGAAAUGGCCGAGAAAUUUGCAGAGGCAGAGAAGCGACGGGUACUUUACCAGCAAACUCAUCGACGCCAGCGUACAAGCAGCUUGCCGGCUGCGGAGGAGAAGAAAAUGGCCCGAGCGGUCACCAAGUCUUUGACGCAGGACGCUGCUGCUCGGAAGGUCCAGCGAGUCUGGAGAACACACCACGCAAAGGCUGUGAUGCAGGAAUUCCGCUCAUUGAACCUGUCAGUCAGCCAAGUUCGCGAAAUGUCUUUCGAGAAGGUGGGAGCCCUUCUCUCGAACAAGGCCGUGCUGGAUACCAUGACCAAGGUCCUCCGCCUGUGCGGAUUACAAGACAUGGAGGGCGGGGCGAUGGGUGAGAGAGGCGCAGUGCGCACCUUUCUCAGCAGCUAUUUAAUUGUCACCCAUCCGACCGAGGUUCUGAGCGGUGAUGGAGAACAGGAGCAGGACUUGAUCAACAAGGCGCGUGAGCUUCUGGUGGUAUUUGAUCAGGUCACUGCGUUGCUUUCGUCUGGUUGUUGCUCACCAACUGUGAUAACCGCGGAUCUCCAGUCUUUGUGCGAAUCGUAUAAUGUGUUUUUCUCAGCCUUUCAUGCCUGGAAGUCUCACGACUCGACCGUUUUGAUUGAAAUUAUGCUUGCGCAGUUUGUCGAACUAGAACUUAUCUGGCAGACAGUGAAAGAUGACGAAGCCGGGGGCGCGGCUGAUGAUUAUCGUCAGGGCAUUCGGCAAAAUCAGAUCCUUCUCCUAGCCCGGCUCAAGCGACUUGCAGGCUCGGAUAAAGCCAUGGAGAUGAUCAGACAGUCUCUCAGGAGGGCCAAGCGAGAGAAGAAACGCUCUGCCUCGAAGCAGGCCAUUCCUCGUUCUACCGAAGUAGCGGCAGCUUCGUCGACGGACGUCCUGACCGAGAGUGUUACAUCCCCCAUCAGCGAGUCCUUUAACAAUGUGGAUGCCGCCGUUCUCCAAGAGCUGGAUAAGCAGCGCGCGUCUCCACAUGAACGAUUUACCAAGAUUCUUACUGCCCUUCCCGAGAAUCGGGUUUUGGUACACGAGCUUCUGCUUAAUAAAGAAUACAAGAUAGAGGAGGCAUCAUACACGGAUCCUAGACGGCAAAUUAUGGAGCAUAUGUGCGAACAGAUGAGACGGGAUGUGGAAGCAGGGAAUGGCACUGGCUGGACUGUUGCCAUGGCCACUGUGAUCCAAGACCGUUUACUACGCUCACUUCGACCCGGCAACUCCCUUUACGUCCUUAUCAGCGAAGUGUUGGACCCGAAGCUGGUUGAGAGCCAGUGCAAGGCGGGCUCAUUCUCUUAUGAGAAUUUCUUCAGCUUCAUGAACAAUAUCUUGCCUCGCCUCUGCGCGCCAUAUCGAGACCCAGUCGUCAAAGCAUUCGCCGAGGAUACCUCUGGCGACGCCAUCGAUCGACUGGCGAGAUUGAUGAGUAUAAUUGACCUGCUGUCACUGGAUCACACGAAUUUCAUGAUCCAAGUCGCCGCGCCACAGCUUAUCCAGGAGGCGCCAGGUUAUGAACAGCGGACCUUUGACAAGGGUGUUGCGGAUGGUACGACCACACUUGGAAAGACCCGACGUUUCUGGCGCACCAAUCGAAAGAUUAUUGUCGACGAAAUGAAGAAGCGAGACCCGGAGAAUAUACACGGAGAGCCUCGCCCCCCUGCGUCCCGAGUGUAUGCACACGGUCUUGCGGACCUGGUCCUGAGCAACGGUAUAGUAUCCGAGGAUCUGAUCCCGGAGACGCUGGCGCUUGACCAGCAGCGACUUGAGCGGCUACACGCGAAAGCGUUCCAAAUUGUGGCGACAGCGUCCAUCUUGCUGACUGCCAAGAAUUUGCUGAAGCGGGAUGCACGGUCUCAGUGGAAGCCAGAGGCCGAUCGGAUCCUGUCUCUGAACUUCAACGAGAUUAGUGCAGAGCGAGUGCACUCCAUCCUCGAGUCGACGCAUCCCAUGCCGCCGGCUGCCAGUGCCCAGCUUGCGGCCACAAUUAGACGAGUUCUUACACCUGUUGCUACCGCAAGCUCUUCCGCUGCAUCCCAGCCUGCGGUGCAGGUUCAUGCGGAUGCAUCUUCCGAGCCGUCGACCGCCGCGCCUGCCGCCAACGGGCCUUCUGCACCAAGCUUCUCUGACCCGGUGGCCAAGCUCAUUCUCUCCCGCCUGCGGAGCCAUGUCUUGUCUCGCCUGAGUGCAUCAAGCGCCUCCGAGAGAGUCCGAGCUACCACGACCGCAAGUCAGAGCCUCGCCGCUGCGGGUAUGCCGGAGUUUGUCAGCGAAGUCGGCAAGUUGGUUGAUGAGCUGGAGAAAGUGCGUGAGGUCGAUUGGCUCUGCCAUAACAGCGUGUAUGAGCGUCUCUGUGAAGAAGGCGUUCCCCCACAGUAA